Molecule: messenger RNA, 1589 nt
Organism: Coffea eugenioides
Lineage: Eukaryota; Viridiplantae; Streptophyta; Magnoliopsida; Gentianales; Rubiaceae
Product: F-box protein FBW2-like
Exons: 4
Coding region: 499-1341 (280 amino acids)
Molecular function (GO): protein binding
Source: RefSeq, a predicted model, not a curated record
AUUCCUCUUGUUUCCCCUCUGACAAUCUAAGGGAAUACAGCUCCCGAACGAGAAAUGCCGCCCGGCCAGCAUGAAGAUUCAAACUAAAAGGCGUUGCCUUGUAUCUAUAUUCUAUUGUGCAUAAGAUGCAUAGAGGUGGUGGAAUGGAGCAUAUUUUCUUUUUAGAAUCCAUAGCUUAAAUGAAUGAAUUUUACUUCAAAAUUUUCACCCAGUGGCAGUUGAAAAGGCUCUGCUUAUGAGGACGCCUUGAAUUCUGCUAAUCCAAAUUCCAAGGUUUCCAUGCCACUCGAUUGGAAAAGAAAUUCAAAUGCAGCCUCUGCACUUAGCCCUGCUAGUGAAUGAUAAACUGUUUCUGGCAUUUAUAAUCCAUGAAUUGAAUACUGUGAUGCAAGAACCUUACUAAUAUGGCAAGGCUUGUCCAAUUGUUAAUAAGAUAUGUCACAGUUAACUGAUGUGCAAGUCAUUUGUUGUUAUUUACACGAGGAAAGAAGAUAAUACAUGGCUCAAAGAGAUUGGGAGAAUUUGAACAUCGAUUGCCUGGUUGAAGUGUUCAAAUGGGUUGGGAUGGAGUCACUUCUAUUGAGUAUUCCACUUGUGUGUAAAUCAUGGUACAAAGCCACCCUUGACCCAAAAUGUUGGCAGAUUCUCGUUUUCCCUGAUAUCAGAUGUUCAGAAAAAUUGCCCAGAACAAUGACAAUGCACUUUGUGCAUUCAUACAGUCUAUCGUGGCAUCAUUUUCCAAAUGCUUCGUUUGCUAAAUUUGUAGUUAGCCGAGGUCAGAGGUCUGCUACAAGUUUGGUGCUUCCUGGCACUUGCUCAUAUCAAGCACUAGAAUAUAUCUCAGAUGAGUGCCCGGACUUGAAAUUCUUAGGUUUGUCGCUUGAUCUAUUGUAUCACAACGGACCAGUCAUCGCAAACCUGAUCAGUAAAUGGAAGAACUUGCAAGUAUUGAGCAUUGGACAUUGCUAUAUGCUUAAUGAAAUGUUUGCUCAGCUCAGGCUUCAUUGCAAGAACUUUGUAGGGCUAAUUUGCUGCUAUAGUUGGAUAGGUCAUGAAGAAGCAUUUGCCAUAGCCAGUAUGCCAAAGAUCAAGUACUUAAGUUUUAGGAAAGUCCAUUUCCACCAGAAUAACCUUUUGAUGAUAUUGCAAAGCUGCAGAGAGCUUGAACUCCUGGACUUGAGUGACUGCAGCGGAUUUGAUUAUGGUAAUGAGAUAAGGAAGCUUGCUUCUCAUAUCAAAACUUUCAGAUGCGAGAGGUCAAGUUCAAGCGAGGAAGAGGAUGAUUAUCACUACUAUGCAGAGGAGGAACAAGCCAGACUGGUUUAUAGAAAAAUAAUGUAACAAUCAUUCAUCUCAGUCCAAAUAAUCUCGGCCGACGGACAAGAAAUGAUACUACUACAGGGCCUUAAAUAUGCUUCUUUCCACUCAGAUGCCAUAUUUGGGAUGAUACAAUUAUUUUUGAUGGUUCUGUAAUAAAGAAAAAAUAUUUCCAUACAUCUUUUGGCUCAAUCUUGAAUAGUGAAUAAAUAGUUAUGCAGUUGGUACACUAGCAUUAACAUCCUAUAGUUGGGAUCUUAAAAGAAUUAUUU